Molecule: messenger RNA, 630 nt
Organism: Rotaria sordida
Lineage: Eukaryota; Metazoa; Rotifera; Eurotatoria; Philodinida; Philodinidae
Source: the annotation of a GenBank genome assembly
AUGGACGCAUUUCUCUCACAACCAAUAUCACAUUCCCAUGCUCCACAACCUGAUCGUGUUCCAGCUAUCCAAUUAAAAAAUGAUAUUAAAGCUCGUGCUUCAACAACAGAUGAAUCAUCCAGCUCAAUUUUCCAUUCGACCUUACGUACACAUCCAUUGAUUGCCGUUGGUGAACUUCCAAGAAACGAAGCACUUAUGCCAAUGAUUCGACGACAACGUACUGUUGAAACAGUCGAUGCCGAUGAUCGUUUACCAGAAAAAUUAAGAAAGACGUAUCGUGAUGAAAACUUCAUCUUGCAGGAAGACUACAAUUUAAUUAUCUUUACAACGAAAACUAAUUUAUCUAUUCUGAAGCAAAACAAACAUUGGUUCACUGAUGGAACGUUCAAGAUGUGUCCCGAUGAUUAUUAUCAACUCUUUACAUUACAUGCAAUGAUGACUAAUGCAAUUAUUCCUAUCGGUUAUGGGUUAUUAAUUGGUAAAAGUACUGAAGACUACAAUUUAUUCUUCGAAAAAGUGUUAGAACAAGACGAUUUUCAAUCUGAAUCAAUUAUGACUGAUUUCGAAACCGGUACAAUCAAUUCAGUCAAAGAAAUGUUGCCAAACGUUUUAUAUAUAGGUAUGUUCUAG